GACUUCGCCUCCCAUUUCCAUGGACUUGAGUUUGGCCCUUCAAAAUCUACAUAAAAUUUGUCCAACAACUAAAACACUACUUCCUUCAUUAGACAAGCUACCAGAAAUACCACAGAAGUUACAAUCAAAACUUCAUUCAGUCAUCAAAAACAAACAGUUUGAAACUUUUCUUCAGAACAGCAGCUGUAAACAAGAAAAAGCGAGAGUCAUAAGCUGUGGUGGACCUGUUGCUGAAGUAUGGUUAGAUGCGAUCCCUAGUUCGCAGCAUUACACGAUGUCUUCUGCCCAAUUUCGGACAGCAGUUCUCAUGCGACUAGGAGUCCCUCUUCCACAACUUAGCAAUAUUCCAAGAUGUACGUCAAGCUGUAAUCAUGAAGUCGAUGGAGAAGGAUAUCAUUUCCUAACAUGUAAACUCGGAGGUGGCCCAAUUUUCAGACAUGAUCACAUUCUAGACGAGUUUUACCAAAUGUUGUGUGCAGUAGACCUUCGAUGCAGAAAAGAACUUACAUCACAGUUUGCUGACAAAAAGAGACCAGACAUUGCUAUAUAUAACUACAGAGAUGACAAAAAGCUUCUCCUGGACAUUACUAUUACUCAUCCCUGUGCUGUGCGAAACCUUUCAGGAAGCAGCAACAAAGCGGCUUUUGCCGCUUCCGAACAAGAAAACAGAAAACGAGCUAAAUAUUCGAAACAAGCUGAAGAUCUAGGACACCUUUUCAGACCUAUUGCAAUAGAAGUGUUUGGUCGUUGGGGUCAGAAUGCAGAAUCCACUCUUUCUGAGGCAUCUCGCAUGGCGCAUAUGUGUUCACAAAUAAACUCUGCCCAAUUCAAGAAUCUUUGGCAUCGCCGCAUUUAA
This is a messenger RNA of Corticium candelabrum, 856 nucleotides long. RefSeq lists its product as uncharacterized. Lineage: Eukaryota; Metazoa; Porifera; Homoscleromorpha; Homosclerophorida; Plakinidae. The coding region runs from base 20 to 856 and encodes 278 amino acids. The record is from RefSeq and is a predicted model, not a curated record. The transcript has a single exon.